Molecule: messenger RNA, 2553 nt
Organism: Fundulus heteroclitus (mummichog)
Lineage: Eukaryota; Metazoa; Chordata; Actinopteri; Cyprinodontiformes; Fundulidae
Gene: rpap3
Product: RNA polymerase II associated protein 3
Exons: 16
Coding region: 342-2294 (650 amino acids)
Molecular function (GO): protein binding
Source: RefSeq, a predicted model, not a curated record
AAGGCUGCCGGUACUCCGCUGUCAUGGCUCCGCACGUAAACAGAAAGUGGUGAAUAGCGACACGUUUCGUAGUGUUUAUCUCACGUGAGCGGUAACUACGAGCGACCCGAGGCCCCGGAAGGAGAGCGGCAGGUACUUCAGAACGUCCCGGUGGGAGAACAGUUCUGUCUGUGGUUCUACUCGUCCUCAUUUCACCCAAUAACGCUUCCGUGUCGCUAAGCGGCUAGCAGGUAGGAGCCCCGCAACGUGUUUUUUUUUUUUAAAGCGAGGCUGCUUCCGUUGCCUGGACCUGAAGACUACAGAGCAGUCAGAGACAAAAAAAAAACGAAUGGUGGUGUAGCAUGUCCGGGGGAAACAGAGCCGUGGAGCUGCAGCUCCAGAUGAGGCAGAACGCCGAGGAUCUUCACAGCUUCAUGCGGGAGCUGGACACCUGGGAGGCGGACAUCAGGAGGAAGGACGAGGAGCUGAGGACUGGACGAGUCCAGGAGGUCCCGAAAACACUCCCCCCUGUCCGGAAUAAAGACCACAAAACCAAGAGGAGCGAAAGGAGGAAGAAGAAGGAGCCUGCUGCUGCUCCUGCUGCUGCUGGCGACACAAAAGCGGAGGAGCCCAGAGUGGCUUCCAGGCUCAGAUCCUAUGAUUAUCCAUCGUGGGACAAGUUUGACGUGGACAAAGCCCUGGCAGAAGUGGACAAGGAGGAGGUCCCCGCCGAGUCCAACGAGUCCGACUCGGAGGAGGUCGACAGGGAGAAGGCGCUGGCCGAGAAGGAGAACGGUAACAGGUUCUUUAAAGAGGGGAAGUACGACGACGCCAUCGAGUGCUACACCAGAGGGAUGGAGGCAGACCCGUACAACCCUGUGUUGCCCACCAAUAGAGCCACAGCCUUCUUCAGACUGAAAAAGUACGCCGUGGCGGAGUCGGACUGCAACCUGGCCGUGGCGCUGGACGCCGGCUACGCCAAGGCGUACGCCCGGAGGGGAGCCGCUCGCCUCGCCCUGCAGAGACCGGAAUCCGCGCUGGAAGAUUACGAGACGGUCCUCAAGCUGGAGCCGAGCAACGCGGAGGCGCAGACGGAGGUGGAGAAAAUCAAGCAGGUCCUCGGCCAGCGCGACGCCCCAACUCCAGAAGGCCAACCCGCGGAGGCUUCCGUAGGCGACCCCGACCAACAGAGGCGGCUGGAAGAGCAGCAGAGAAGACAGGAAGCAGCCGUGCAGAAGGACAGGGGAAACGCUUACUUCAAGGAAGGGAAGUACGAAGCGGCGGUGGAAUGCUACAGUAAAGGAAUGGAGGCGGACGCCACCAACGUCCUCCUGCCGGCCAACAGAGCCAUGGCCUUCCUCAAGCUGGAGAAGUACAAAGAAGCAGAGGAGGACUGUACCACGGCCAUCUCCCUGGAUAACACUUACUCCAAGGCUUUCGCCCGCCGCGGCACGGCCAGGCUGGCGCUCAGGAAGCUGCAGGAGGCCAAAGAAGAUUUUCAGCAGCUGCUACAGCUGGAACCAGGGAAUAAGCAGGCCCUCAAUGAGCUCCAGAAACUCCAGACCGAUCCGAGCUCGGGUGGCGCUCUGCAGACCGGGGACAGCUCGCAGAGGAGGACGGUCCAACCCGUAGACAAACCAGAACAUCUGCGCUCAGCCAAACCUCUGAGGAGGAUGGACAUCCAGGAGAUCAGCGGGGAGCUGCCGGCGCCGGCAGAGGGAGCAGCUCCGCCGUUAAUCCAGGAAGUAGAGAGGAAGACCGAGGACGGAUCCUCCCCGCUGUCCUCGUCGCCCAGCGCCAAGAUGAUCAAAAUCGAGGAGAUAGCAGGAGCCCCGUCACAGACGACUGACUGCUCCCGCAGAGACUCCCGCCAGCCAGCACAGGAGGAAACCGUUCAGGCACCAGAAGCCCCGACUUUAACCCCGUCCGCGCAGACGGACGUGCCUCCCGCCCCCGCCAACAGCUUCCAGCUGGAGUCGGACCUCCGAAAGAUCCGACACCAGCCGGAGGCGGUUUACCGAUACCUCAGGCAAGUCAGUCCUGCAGCGUACAGCCAAAUUUUCAAGAACUCGCUUGAACCAGACCUCCUCAAUCAGAUCCUGAGAACCCUGCGGGAUUUCUUCAUACAGAAUGAAUCUCCGGCCUCCAUCUUGGAGACCCUCGACAGUCUGGCGAGCGUGGGGCGCUUCCACAUGGCCGUCAUGUUCAUGUCUGCGCAGGAGAAGAAAGUUCUUAAGGACUUGUUUGACUUCCUUCUCCAAGCCGAGCUCGACCAGUCGUCCGUGGCGGUCUUGCAGAAGAAGUACGGCGUAUGAUGGGCUGGGAGCCAACUGUUGAGACAUCAAAGCCACUUUUGGUGUCUUUUCUUUGUGUCCGCUGAUCUUCGGAUUCCAGAAGGGCAACUUUCCAUCUUAUAUCAUCUUUAAUGCACCGGAAGAAGAAUAAAGGGCGCUAGUAUGAAGGCACUCAGCUCUCUUUGAAUGUUCCACCGGUUCUUCAACCUGCUAAAUAAACCCAGACCUUUGCUGAACUGAUAAGGCUUCACUUAACCAAAUAAAACAAAUGGCAUUUUUU